CCGCCGCCGCUGCCGCCGCCGCCUCCGCCUCGGCCGCGAAGCGAUGUAGGAGCCGCCAGGCCGUCCCCCGUCCCGCCCGGCCUGAGCCCCGCGGGCCGCCGCCGCCGUCGCCAUGAAGAAGCAGUUCAACCGCAUGAAGCAGCUGGCCAACCAGACCGUGGGCAGAGCCGAGAAAACAGAAGUCCUCAGUGAAGAUCUGUUACAGAUCGAGCGGCGCUUGGACACAGUGCGCUCCAUGUGUCACCAUUCCCACAAGCGCCUGGUGGCCUGCUUCCAGGGGCAGCACGGCACCGAUGCCGAGAGGAGACACAAAAAACUCCCUGUGACAGCUCUCGCUCAGAAUAUGCAAGAAGCAUCAACUCAGCUAGAAGACUCUCUCCUGGGGAAGAUGCUGGAGACGUGUGGAGAUGCUGAGAAUCAGCUGGCUCUGGAACUCUCUCAGCAUGAAGUCUUUGUCGAGAAGGAGAUCGUGGACCCUCUGUACGGCAUAGCAGAGGUAGAGAUUCCUAACAUCCAGAAACAGAGGAAGCAGCUCGCCAGAUUGGUUUUAGACUGGGACUCGGUCAGAGCCAGAUGGAACCAGGCUCACAAAUCUUCAGCAACCAACUUUCAGGGGCUUCCAUCAAAAAUAGAUACCCUAAAGGAAGAGAUGGAUGAAGCUGGAAAUAAAGUAGAACAGUGCAAGGAUCAACUUGCAGCGGAUAUGUACAAUUUUAUGGCCAAAGAAGGGGAGUAUGGCAAAUUUUUUGUUACGUUAUUAGAAGCUCAAGCAGAUUACCAUAGAAAAGCAUUAGCAGUCUUAGAAAAGGCCCUUCCCGAAUUGCGAGCCCAUCAAGAUAAGUGGGCAGAGAAGCCCGCCUUCGGGACGCCUUUGGAAGAACACCUGAAGCGGAGCGGGCGUGAGAUCGCGCUGCCCCUUGAGGCCUGCGUCAUGCUGCUCCUGGAGACGGGCAUGAAGGAGGAGGGCCUUUUCCGAAUUGGGGCUGGGGCCUCCAAGUUAAAGAAACUGAAAGCUGCUUUAGACUGUUCUACUUCUCACCUGGAUGAGUUCUACUCAGACCCCCAUGCUGUAGCAGGUGCUUUAAAGUCCUAUUUACGGGAACUGCCUGAACCUUUGAUGACUUUUAAUUUGUAUGAAGAAUGGACACAAGUUGCAAGUGUACAAGAUCAAGACAAAAAACUUCAGGAUUUGUGGAGAACAUGUCAGAAGUUGCCACCACAAAAUUUUGUUAACUUUAGGUAUUUAAUCAAGUUCCUUGCAAAGCUUGCUCAGACCAGUGACAUUAAUAAAAUGACUCCCAGCAACAUUGCAAUCGUGUUAGGCCCUAACUUGUUAUGGGCCAAAAAUGAAGGAACGCUAGCUGAAAUGGCAGCGGCCACAUCCGUCCACGUGGUUGCUGUCAUUGAACCCAUCAUUCAGCAUGCCAACUGGUUCUUCCCCGAAGAGGUGGAAUUUAAUGUAUCAGAAGCAUUCGUACCUCUCACCACCCCAAAUUCCAAUCACUCAUCCCACACUGGAAAUGACCCUGUCGACUCGGGGACCCUGGAGAGGAAGCGGCCUGCCAGCAUGGCGGUGAUGGAGGGGGACCUGGUGAAGAAGGAGAGCUUUGGUGUGAAGCUUAUGGACUUCCAGGCUCACCGGCGGGGUGGCACCCUAAAUAGAAAGCACAUAUCCCCUGCUUUCCAGCCGCCACUCCCGCCCACAGAUGGCAGCACCUUGGCUCCAGCGGGCCCAGAGCCCCCUCCCCAGAGCUCUAGGGCCGAAAGCAGCACAGGGGGUGGGACUGUCCCCUCCUCUGCGGGCAUGCUGGAGCAGGGGCCCAGCCCGGGCGACAGCAGUCCUCCAAAGCCCAAGGACCCUGCGGCUGCACCUGCCCCCGGGAGAAACAGCAGUCAGGCGGCCCCCGGCCAAAGCCAGGCCCAGGCCACUGCCGGCUCCCAUCAGCUCUCUGUGGGCCCUACGCACAAUUCCGCCGGCCCGAGCCCUCACACGGUGCGCCGAGCUGUUAAAAAACCUGCUCCAGCACCCCCGAAACCUGGAAACCCGCCUCCUGGCCAUCCCGGGGGCCAGAGUUCUCCAGGAGCAUCUCAGCAUCCACCCAGCCUGUCACCAAAGCCGUCCACCCGAAGCCCUUCUCCCCCAACUCAGCCGCCCGGCCAGGCCCCAGGCCAGCCCUGCGUCACCUCGCAGCUCUCCGCACCCCGGAGAUACUCCAGCAGCCUGCCUCCGAUCCAAGCCCCCAACCACCCGCCGCCGCAGCCCCCCACGCAGGCCACACCGCCACCAGCGCUCACCAAGCCAGGCAGCCAGGGCCCACUGGCCCCCGGGGCCCUGCCCGCCCUAAAAUCCCUAACAAGGCUCAUCAUUUGCUAGAACUCACAUCUACCAGAGAAACAAAUUCUUCAAGAUACUUGGCUGUAGGCUUCAUUAAAUCUGUGUCUGGCUUGUUCACUGUUGUGUCCUCACCGGUAGAAUGUGGGAGGUGCUCAGUAAGUAUUUGUUUAUGAAUGAGGGAAUCUGAGGCUCACCGUCUCACUAGGAAGAGGGCUGUGAUUGGUUAAGGUGUCUUGUGAGCAUGGGAGCGAGGGAUGAUGGCUUGAGGACCGUGUAUUUACUGUCUUGCCGAAGGAGUUCCAGCCAACAUAAUAAGACGUGAAAAAGGAAUUGGAGUUAUAUAAGUAUUGGCUUGGCCAAAAAGUUCGUUUGGGUUUUUCCAUGUUACAGAACCCGAACGAACUUUUUGGCCAGCCCGAUAUUAGAAAUAGAUGAGAAAAUUAAUAUUUGUAGGAGAUUUGGUGCUACACUCCAGUGAUUGUUCCCCCCUCCCACCCCAGGGACAUUUGGCAGUGUCUGGAGACAUCUUUUGUUGUCACACUGUGGGAAAGAGAGUUUGUGCCGUCAGCAUCUAGUGGGUUGAGGGCAGGGAUGCUGCCAAACAUCCCACAGUGCACAAGACAGCCCCACAGCCCAGAGGGAUCCGGCCCCAAGUGUCACUAGUGCCGAGGUUGAGGGCAUAGCAUUAAUAACAGGAGGACACUCACCAACCUCGGAGGAGGGAACUUUUCCCAGUGACGCUCAGCUAUUCCUGCAGCCCAGAUGUUGUCAGGAGGUUUCAGUUAAUGCGUUAGAGACAUUGGUAGGAAUAAGGUUUCCUCUCCUCAGUCACAGCAAGCAAAUCCUUCCAGGGUUGCAUCUCUGAGGACUGCCGUGCGCUCACAGAAAGGACCACCAGAGCCAGGAGGUGGGGCUGUGCCACGUGGCUGGCUGCCCCUGGGGUAUCAAAGGCUUGACUCAACUUCUCAGGGCUGAUGGUGCCUCUAGUAAGGGAGUGUGCGUGCAUGGGCUGACUCUCAAACUUUCCAGCUUCUCCUCUCCUCGGGUGGCCUCUGGGGUGUUACCACGCAUUGAUACCAUGUCUCCUCGUGUUUUUGUCCAGACGCCAAUUCUAGGGUUUCAGAACCGCUUCGCAGCAUCUUUCCUGAAACGCAUUCAGACUCAGCCAGCAAAGACCUGCCCGGCCGCAUUCUGUUGGAUAUGGACAAUGAUACAGAAAGUACCGCCCUGUGAAGAAAGC
Molecule: messenger RNA, 3575 nt
Organism: Lagenorhynchus albirostris (white-beaked dolphin)
Lineage: Eukaryota; Metazoa; Chordata; Mammalia; Artiodactyla; Delphinidae
Gene: ARHGAP17
Product: Rho GTPase activating protein 17
Exons: 20
Coding region: 113-2374 (753 amino acids)
Biological process (GO): positive regulation of GTPase activity; regulation of Rac protein signal transduction; signal transduction
Cellular component (GO): cytoplasm; cytosol; intracellular anatomical structure
Molecular function (GO): GTPase activator activity; protein binding
Source: RefSeq, a predicted model, not a curated record